UGCCUUUUCAUGGUCAUGGGAGUGGUUUCUGUCAAGUGGUAUAUGUGUCACCUGGAAGAACAAAGUCCAUUCCUGCUUGCUGGUCACCUUGCCUGUCUUUGCUGUUUGUGCCCAUUAAACUCAUACAGGAAGCAGCCUCUGGAUUAAUCCCCUAAGCUGCCAUGUGUGGGGUGGCCUUCCAGAUGGCCUAUGGCAAUCCCAGGGGUCAUAGGUCACCAGCUUGUGCUGUGCCACAAGAGCAAAGCCCCUUUGUGCCUCAUGGUCUCUGUGCCUGUCUUUUCUGUCUGUGCUUGUCAACUGCACACAGGGAGCAGCCUUUGGGUUAAUCUCCUGAGGUGCCAUCGGCAGGGCAGCCCUUGGAAUGGGUUAGGCCACUGGCAGGGCUCACAGGCUAGCAGCAGGUGUUCUGCCACUAGAAUAGAGCCUCUUCGUGCUUCUUCCACUCUGCACCCAUCUCUGUUGUCUGUGCCAGUCACCCGCAUGCAGGGAGCAGCCUCUGGGUUAAUCCCCUAAACUCCAUGGGUGGGGCGGCCCUCAGAAUGCCCUAGGAUACUGGUGGGAGUUGUAGGCAAGUAGUGUGUGUUUUGCCUUGAGAACAGAGCCCCUUUGUGCCUUCCAGACUCUGCACCCAUCUCCACUGUCUGCACCAGUCCAUUGCACACAGGGAGCAGCCUUUGAGUUAAUCCCCUGAACUGCCAUCGGCAUGGAGGCUGUCAGAUGGCCUAGGCCACUGGAGGGGCUGGCAGUCCUCUUGCACAUAUUUGAGAGAUUCUCUAGAGAUAUCUAUGAAUGAAAUUGCUGGAUGGAAAGGAAUUUCUCCACAUGGAUUCCGAGGAAGUGACCAUUACAGUUCGCCUCAUUCGUUCAUUUGAGUAUCAUAAUUUCAAACCUGUGGUAUAUCACGGAGUUAAUUUGGACCAAACCGUAAAGGAAUUUAUCCUAUUUCUAAAGAAAGAUGUCCCUUUAAGGACCAGUCUGCUAGCACCAUUCAGAAAUUAUAAAUAUGAUAAACUAAAGAUUAUUCAUCGAGCACAUAAAUCAAAGACAAAUGAACUCGUGUUGAGUUUGGAAGAUGAUGACAGACUACUCUUGAAAGAAGACAGCACUCUGAAAGCAGCUGGAAUUGCCAAUGAAACUGAAAUUGCAUUCUUCUGUGAAGAAGAUUAUAGGAACUACAAAGCUAAUCCCAUUUCAUCCUGGUGAAAACCUCACGGGGGCUUCCUUUUUGUAUACCUGCAUUAAGCUCUUUAUUCCACUAGUGAGUUUUGAAAUUGGCAAAUAAAUGUAAAAAGUGAAUACCCGGCUCUGCUAUUGGAGCUGAAAUCUGA
Molecule: messenger RNA, 1328 nt
Organism: Manis javanica (Malayan pangolin)
Lineage: Eukaryota; Metazoa; Chordata; Mammalia; Pholidota; Manidae
Gene: C7H2orf76
Product: chromosome 7 C2orf76 homolog
Source: RefSeq, a predicted model, not a curated record